AUGGAGGAAUUUGCACGUCGUUUUGCUGGGGCACUGGUUCUCUUGGAGAGGGAGUCGAGGGGUUUACGGAUAGGAGGUAUCGCUGCAAGGUCGGCACUGCAGAAUGAGUUUGCAGUGGUCUGUAGGGUUUUCACGGAGAAGACCUUUCGGCGAAGGAGUUUUAUGGAUCUUUCUCUCGAGACUUUGGGCGGCGCGAAGGGCGUUGUCUUGAGUGAUGUUGAAGGGGAUAGGUUUUUGGCUCGUUUUAAGUGUGCGGAGGAUAUGCAGAGAGUCUUGAAUCGGGAACCUUGGGAUUUUGACAGAUCUCUGAUUUUGAUGGCACCGCUAGGUGGGGCUGGGUCUGUCAUGGACGUAGCUUUGUCCUCUACGGUGAUGUGGGUUCAAGCUCAUGGAGUCCCAUGGAGGUUUUGUACACCAGAGGUGGCGGAAGCUAUUGGAGGUAUGGUGGGUACCUAUGAGAGAGUCAAGACUGAUGAGCAGGGUUGUUGUGUAGGGAAAUUCUUAUGUAUCAAGGUGCGAAUGGAUGUUUCAUUGGCACUUCUCCGACAUACUGUGGUGGAUUUUCCUGGGGUGGGGGAUCAGUUGGUAGAGUUUAAGUAUGAACGGCUACCGGAGUUCUAUCAGGAGUGUGGGUUGAUUGGUCACCCUACACGGGAAUGUGAUGAAAAACUAGGGACUAAAAAUAAGCGAGACUCGGAGAGGCCAUUUGCUACUACUCUAAAGGCUAAGAAAGAUCUGUUUGGGAGAUGGCUGGAUCCCCAUGUGGGGAGGACUAGGAUGGAUGGUGCAUAUAGCGGUGGUGAGAGUAGUGAUAUUGGGAGUGGGUCACAAUCCUAA
This is a messenger RNA of Rosa rugosa (rugosa rose), 837 nucleotides long. RefSeq lists its product as uncharacterized. The coding region runs from base 1 to 837 and encodes 278 amino acids. The transcript has a single exon. NCBI's taxonomy places the organism in Eukaryota, Viridiplantae, Streptophyta, Magnoliopsida, Rosales, Rosaceae. The record is from RefSeq and is a predicted model, not a curated record.